AUGGCCAAUCCCUCCGGUGUCAGAAAGCCAAUCACACAUGUCGUUUUCGACAUGGAUGGUCUCUUGCUCGACACAGAGAAAUUCUAUACUGAAGUUCAGGAAAUUAUACUUGCUAGAUACAAUAAAACCUUUGAAUGGUCCCUCAAAGCAAAGAUGAUGGGAAUGAAAGCAAUAGAAGCUGCAAAGGUCUUUGUUGAAGAGACUGGAAUCAGUGAUUCACUUAGUGCCGAGCAAUUUCUUGUAGAAAGGGAAGAUAUGCUGAGGAGUUUGUUUCCAACAAGUGAGCUUAUGCCAGGUGUUAGCCGUUUGCUCAAACAUCUACAUGCGAAAGGAGUUCCUAUUGCCGUGGCAACGGGUUCUCACAAGCGACAUUUUGAAUUGAAAACGCAAAGACACGGUGAAAUGUUUUCUCUAAUGCAUCAUGUUGUUCUUGGUGACGACCCUGAAGUUAAACAGGGCAAACCAUCGCCUGAUGUAUUUCUUGCUGCAGCCAAGAGAUUUGAGGGUGGACCAGUAGAUCCAAAUAACAUACUUGUUUUUGAAGAUGCACCCUCUGGAGUUCAAGCAGCUAAGAAUGCUGGCAUGUCAGUUGUUAUGGUUCCUGAUCCGAGAUUGGACAAAUCUUUUCAUGGUGCAGGAGACCAAAUUUUGAAGUCAUUGUUGGAUUUCAACCCCAGUGAGUGGGGUUUACCUUCAUUUGAAGAUAAUGAAAGUUAA
This is a messenger RNA of Vicia faba (fava bean), 717 nucleotides long. Lineage: Eukaryota; Viridiplantae; Streptophyta; Magnoliopsida; Fabales; Fabaceae. The record is from the annotation of a GenBank genome assembly.